Messenger RNA from Antechinus flavipes (yellow-footed antechinus), 2621 nucleotides. RefSeq names its product replication protein A2 (gene RPA2). Gene Ontology annotation, cellular component: chromosome, telomeric region; DNA replication factor A complex; nucleus. The record is from RefSeq and is a predicted model, not a curated record. Lineage: Eukaryota; Metazoa; Chordata; Mammalia; Dasyuromorphia; Dasyuridae. The coding region runs from base 128 to 955 and encodes 275 amino acids. Gene Ontology annotation, biological process: nucleotide-excision repair; double-strand break repair via homologous recombination; DNA replication. Gene Ontology annotation, molecular function: DNA binding. The transcript is spliced from 10 exons.
GGGAUAGUGUUUGUGGCGCCAAGUAGAGCUAGGUUUCUUCUAGGUGGGGAAACUGCGGAUUCCUCGGUCUCCGAGUGCAUUUUGUGGACAACGGCCCCGCUACAGCCCUCGGGGCGCCGCGGCCAACAUGUGGAAUAGUGGAUUUGAUGGAAGCUAUGGGAACACGUCAUACGGAGGUGGAGGCUACUCACAGGCCCCAGGAGGAUUUGGCACUCCUACUGCUUCUCAGGCUGAAAAGAAAUCAAGAGCACGAGCCCAACACAUUGUUCCUUGCACCAUAUCACAGCUCCUGUCUGCCAACCUGAUUGAUGAAGUAUUUAAGAUUGGAGAAAUUGAGAUUUCACAGGUCACUAUUGUGGGAAUAAUCCGACAAGCAGAAAAAGCACCCACGAACAUUGUUUACAAAAUAGAUGAUAUGACUGCUCCGCCGAUGGAUGUCAGACAAUGGGUAGACACUGAUGACACAAGCAGCGAGAAUACUGUGGUACCACCAGAAACCUAUGUGAAAGUGGCUGGUCAUCUCAGGUCUUUCCAGAACAAAAAGAGCCUGGUAGCAUUUAAGAUUCUUCCUCUAGAGGACAUGAAUGAGUUUACCAUCCAUAUUCUGGAAACUGUCAAUGCUCAUAUGAUCCUAAGCCAAUCUGUCAGUCAGCCCUUGGCAGGAAGACCUUCUUUCCACACUUCUGGAAUAGGUGAUGCAGGAAACUUCGGGGGAAACAGCUUUGGGGGGAACAGUCUGAUGCCAGCAAAUGGCCUCACUGUUACCCAGAAUCAGGUGCUGAAUUUGAUUAAAGCUUGCCCCAGGCCAGAAGGCAUGAACUUCCAGGAUCUCAAGUCUCAGCUCCACAACUUAAACGUGUCUGUGAUCAAGCAAGCUGUUGACUUUCUCAGCAAUGAGGGACACAUCUAUUCCACUGUGGAUGAUGACCACUUCAAAUCCACAGAUGCGGAAUAACUCGACAGCUGGUUCUGUUUUCAUGAGUCCCCUUCCUCUGUGCCGCAGUUUGAUCCAGGGACUUUGAUAAGGUUUUCCAUGGACGCUCUCAGUACCCCACCCCACCCCCCGAGACUCUACUCCUAGCUCCUUUUGAGGCUCCAGUUAAUACUGAGGACGCUCACCGGUCAGCUGGCAAAGACUGGCCUGAAUGUUUGCACUUGGUGGAGGGGGGCACAGAGAAGUCAGGGGAAAUGUUAUUUAAAAGAGGGUUUGAAAACUUGUGUCUUAAAGCUUCCCUCCCUCAGGAGAAGGUACGUGCUUCUGGGACGCUUCCAGUCGUUCUGCCUGCUUGCUCGGGCUCUGGGGCGCACCGGAUGGAUGCGCGUGUCUGUCGUAGAAAUGCAUCAUGCUGCUGAGGAGCCUAAGGGAAUAUCAUUAGGUAGAGUGCAAAAUAAACUUGUCCUCAUCUUUGGUUAAGAUUUUUUAAAAGUAUUCCUGUUUCAUUAGCUCACCCCACCAUUAUCGGCCUCAAAGAACUCUUUUUUAAAGUAAGUUCCAUCAAUGUCUCUUGUUUUUACAUCACUUCAUUUCUAGAUAUAUUGAACCCUCUUCUAACAGAAAAAUAGCUGUGUCACAAUAGCCCGUUGGUGAUGUGUUCAUUGGACAGCCAACAAACAUUUGUUAAAGUGCCUACUAUGUGUGCCUACAAUCACUGUGCUAAGCAUUGGGGAUCAAAGAAGGCAAGACAGGACCUGACUUUGAGGAGCUCUGUGUAAUGGGGCAGAAACAUGUAGUGUGUAAACAGGAUAUCGAUGGGAUUGAUUGGAAGUAGUCACCAAAGGAAAAGCAGAUUGUGAAAGGCUUCCUCGAGGAGGUGAGCUCGGAGGGAAUCUGGAGGCAGAGAUGGGCAGGAGGGACGGCCAGUGGGAAUGCCGGGACCACAGAGGACCCUGAGACAAGCGAGAUGGAACAGGCCUGGAGAGGUGCCAAGGGGCGGCCUGGGAGGGGCUUUGAACAGCCCACAGGAUUUCACUUUGGGCCCUGCUGUAAGAGGAAGCCUCUGGCCUUGGAUAAAUCAAGGGAUUUAUGACAUCAUGCUAGCUCUCUGGCUAAGAGUUACUUUAACCAUCGAGUGGAGGUCCAGCUGAAGUGGGCCAAGACCCACCCGCAGACUGGUGCUGUCAUCCAGGUGUUGAGUGCUGGGCUCCUCAAUGAUAAUCUAAUUCAGCUUCUUUUUGCAGAUGAGGAAGCAGUCCCUCCUGCCUGAGGUCCCAUCAAGCUACUAGAAUCCAAACUUCUGACUUCCCAAUCAAUCAGGGCCAAAUUUCCAUUUAAAGAAAAGGAAACUUGGCCAUAAAUACACCAACUACUAAGAAUGCAAACUUACAUGUGGCUCUGGCAGGUUCAUUUUCCCAAUUUUGUUUGUGCCUGGCCAUCCUAAUGAAUUUGCUGUCCUAAAAAUGUUUGGAGACAUCUUUUCUUCUCCCAGGUUAAUUGAUCCCUUUGGUGAUUCCCCAUUGCCUUCAUUUCAGUGGUGUUUUUUAUUUUCUUGUUCUUAACCAUUAUUACACAUGAUCCUUUCCUUAGAUACAGAAGUAUAGAAAAAAGUAUAUAUAUAUAUGAAAUCAUGAAUAUUAUAUCAACUUGUAUUUUAAAUAAUAAAUUUGAUGUUUCAAAAACUGUU